This is a messenger RNA of Ipomoea triloba (trilobed morning glory), 792 nucleotides long. Its product is annotated as pathogenesis-related genes transcriptional activator PTI5-like. The transcript has a single exon. Bases 103 to 561 code for a protein of 152 amino acids. Gene Ontology annotation, biological process: regulation of DNA-templated transcription; ethylene-activated signaling pathway. Lineage: Eukaryota; Viridiplantae; Streptophyta; Magnoliopsida; Solanales; Convolvulaceae. Gene Ontology annotation, molecular function: DNA binding; DNA-binding transcription factor activity. The record is from RefSeq and is a predicted model, not a curated record.
UUUCCUCGUACACAAAAAUAUUAAGUUGUCCCAAUUUAAACAAGGCCAUCCCAACCAAAAACCACAAACUCCACAACCUUAACUUUUACGAUAAGAUCAGACAUGAUUCCUGGUACCCAGAACGAGCUACCCUUGAACGAAAACGACUCACAAGAGGUGGUUUUGUACCAAAUCUUGAAUGAAGCCAACACACUAAACUCCAGCCCGUUUUUGCAGCCCAGAAACAGAGGAGUUACACAGCAGAGUAUCCUCCUCCGCCCCACGCAGUCGAUAGCCAAGAAGCAUUACAGGGGCGUGCGGCGGCGGCCGUGGGGGAAAUUUGCGGCGGAGAUUCGUGACUCGGCCCGGCAGGGCGCUCGGGUGUGGCUGGGCACGUUUGACACGGCGGAAGAAGCCGCCUUGGCUUAUGACCGAGCGGCUUUUCAAAUGCGUGGGGCAAGGGCACUGCUUAACUUCCCUGCCCACUUGGUUGAAGCCCCGCCGUCUUCUGUGCUUAGAGUGCACUAUCCAUCAAACAGUAGUUGCAGCAACGAAGCUUCUAGUGGCGGUGAAUCCAAAUAAAUCAAGAAUUCUCCUGGAUUUUCCGACAAGUGGCCGCCGGAGAACAGAGUUUACAUAAAUGAAAUGUUUAGGAAUCUAAAACCAAUUUAAUUUAAUUUGCAUAUCGUGUAAAUCUAUAGCUUUCCAUGUUUCUCAUUUACUUUUCUUCCAUUUCUCUAUUGGAUGGGAAUUGGUUGAAUUGUCUUGUUGUUUCUCGGAUGAACAUUUUGAAUUUCGCAUUGGUUUCUUACU